ACAUAAAAGGAGCAAGAACUUGUUUGCUCAUUGCGAGGAUUUUUAUGUACAAAAUGAUUUCGUUUUUAAAUCAAAGUAAAUUCUUUUUCAAAGUUUCAUUUUUGCAUGGAGAUUUUUUUGUGCAAAUUUUUGAAAAAUUCCAACUCCCUUUUGCCACAUUUAAAUCGCAAAUUUCAAUUGUUUGUGCGAUUACUGCGAUAUGCUUACAUCGCAAAUAAUUUCAAUGGUAUUGAAGUAACAUGCGUACCACGUGGUGUAGAAGUUUUUAUGUAAAGUAGUUGGAUUACAGAAAACCCAAAACCAAACGAGUUUGGCAGUUCUCAAAGGGCCUGAUGGUAAUAAAAAUCGUGAUCAUUCAAUAACGAUAAAAAAAACAUCGACGCAUGUCUUCUUUUUAUAUGUUGUUCGUUUGUUUUUUUCUGUCUUCGAUCAAGUAAGUUAUUGGUGUCUUGUGUCGCUGAAGUUGGAAUUUAUAAAUCAGUGUUGUGAGGCUUGGCACUUGCCAAUGUUCUGUUUCGCUCUUUGUCAGUUUCGUUAGGUCCGAGUGUGUGUAUUUGUAUAUCAUAGUACGCGCAAUUUUACAACCAACAACACGUUCUAGUUUGAUAAGUGACUUUAUUCUGACUGUGUCACACACGCGAUUCAAUGUGUAUUGUUUCGCUGGUCUUUUUGAUUGGGUUCGGGACGAAAGAAGAAAAAAAUACGCAUUUAAAAACGUUAUAAAUUACAUACGAAAUAAAUUUGAUUCAAUUUUUGUGCACCCAUUCAUCCGAAUUGGAUGAAUUGUUAAGAGCUCAACUUAUUGAAUAGAGUGUCGACAUAAGUCAGUUGACCACAAUCGGAACAGAUUCAGAUUUUACCGGCGGACAUUGAGCAGAAACAAAGUUUUAAAAUCAUAUUUUAUUUGAAAGAAAGUGAGACUAGCAAAUCAUAAACAUUUUGUCCAACGUUUUCUUAAAACGACAAGUGUCUUUUUAUUAGAGGUAAGCGUUUUCAUACAUUUUCAUGACAUUUCGCGAUAAUGAAUAACUCAAACAGCGUAAUUUGACAUACUUUCGGUUUUUUUUAAUAUGUUGACCUGUAUAUUCAUAGAGUUUUUUAUAUGUUGACUUGUGAAUUGUAGCAUAAAUGAAGAGGAUCAUUUUAAGUAAUUCGGAAGAAGGCAUGUCUCAAGACAGAUUAACAAGAAUAAAGUAGAAUUAAAGUAAAGCAAACAUAAAUCAGUUUCAAUCCGAUUUGUGUCAUUAUCUGUGACUCGUGUUGGAGUAUCUGCAAUGCAAGAGAACAUUUUGUUUGACUUAAUGAGAGCAUUUUACAUAUGAGAACCUUCCAAUUGCUUGACAUUGUUGCUAUACUCAUUAUGCCUAUACAAUUCAUUAUUAUUAUUACAGUCUGACUUCCAUUGAUUGAUGCUGCUGCUGCUCAUUUCAAGUUUUUUUUUAGUCUUUCGAGUUGAUUAAUUGCACGGCAAAUGAGUGAAUGACGGCAUGAGGACAAGCGCGCAUAAACCAAAACUUGAAUAUAAUAUCGAUUCUGAUGCUAGAAGCUCAAGGCAAUGCUUGAUAACCUAUUUUUUAUGAGAUCAUUCGGUUACAUUCAAUCGAAACGAUGUAAAAAUCCGCGGCUAUUCGAUGCCAAAAAUUGAUACUGUGCCGAGACAUGCGUAUUUAUUUGCCCAAAAAAAGAGAAUUGAUUGUUUUAUAGAAUUGUGGCUUUCACUCAUUUGUUUCUAAAUUAAUUGGUUGCGAUCCACAUUGUGUAUUGUGAUAAGAACCGACACAAAAAUUGAUCUCUUUCAACUUUUCGUCUCGGCAUUUAUUCGAGCGAGCGAGAGAGAGAAAGAGAGAGAGAGAGAGAGAGAGAGAGAGAUAGAGAGCGUGAGCACAUGUUCGAUCGUAUUUCAAUUGAAAUCCGUAGCAUUGAACUUUGUGUUCUAACUAUCGCUUAGCCACUAAUUAUUAUAUGAUAUUUUUGCUGUUUCAAUCGAAUAUUCGCUACAAUUGGCGAAAGCCAACGGCAGACAAAAAAAAGCGAUCAACGCAAAUUCAACUCUCGUUCAUUCGCUCGCCUUAAAAAUCAUUUUGAAUAAGCAAACUUGCACUGAUAACCCAAAUGUUGAUGGAAAGGCAGCAACAAUCUGGCCUCGCCAAAAUGAUUACUUGGUGACAAAGCAAAAACAGACAUUACGUUGCAAUGAUUUCAGUUUUUCUUAAUUGGUACAGAGCAAGAUAUUCCGGUGGCGAAAAACAUUUCGAGUUUGGAACACGUGAAUGUCUUGCUGAUAGAGCUGAGAGUCGAUUUCAAUGGCCACGAGUUCUCCUCUAAACGGUAAUAUAGAACGAAUCAGCUGAUUUUUUCGUUCAGUACUAUCAACGCAUCAUCAUAGUUUUGAUUAGUUUGUUUCAGUGAAACUGUUAUUUGAUUUGAUUUCUUGGUGACGUACAUUGGCCAGCAAUCCACAAACUUGACAAUAAUAUUUUGAUCAAGCCCAUUUUAGUCGCGAAAAAAUAGGACAAACAUCCUGAAUAUUUAUCGAUAACAGCAUAACAAAUUUAUUGGCUACUUUGGCAAACAAACAAAUUGCCUGUAAAUACGUAAUCAGUAGAAUAAUCACAACGUCAAAUAUUUGAAUAACAGCCGACAUACAACAAUUUAUUACUUGUCUUAAAAAAAAACAAUUAUCUGCUUGCGAACGUGAUUUUGGUUAUCCGAAGCAAAAAAAAAUCGAAAAAGAGAGAAAGAAAGAACUGGCCAUACGUCAAAUAAACAAAAACGAUCAGUAAACAAAGACAGAAAAUUUGUACAAUCCUGUAUGCAUGCUGAUUGCUGACUAUUCGUCAUACAUUGUCAGCAAAGUAUAUAAAUUCUCAGAAGUCAAGUUGAAUGUAAUUCGUAACAACGGAUGUAAAUGUUAGGCAUUCUUCAGAUAAAAUGAACGUCCCCUGUUUAUUUUCAAGCCGGCGAUUUUUGGCUGAUGACGUAAUUUUACACUCAAUUUCGAAGCACUUUGAAAUGGAUUCUAAUUAAAACUGGAAUUUAAUUAGCUACGGCUAGAAGAAAGCCGAAAUUUAAAUGUAGCCCAGAAAAAUAAUGAUAAAAACCGAUUAGAGAUUUGGUCGGUGUCAUCAUUCAAAAUAUGCAUGACACUGCUAUGCAUGAAUGUCAUUUGUAAGAGAUGUUUAGUCGUAAAAAUUUUCCAAGCAUAAAAAUAAUGUUUGUUAUUUAUAACAUUUGAAAAUGACAGAAGUCAAUCAUGACUUGGCCAAGUGUCUCGUUAACUAGUUUCUAAUGGCAAAUCGUGUUCGAAGCAGCCGCUUUCCAAACGAAAUAGUAAAUAAAAUCUUUGUCAAUAGCUAGAAUCGAUUGCAUCAAUGGUAGUAGUGGAAAACUUUAUACGCAAAACCGAAUGUACAGUGUACGUACACAAAUAGUCUGAAGGGAAAAAAACAAUAACACAGCGAAAAAUUCGAAAAAACAAAAUGCAUACGCUAGGAAAAUUCCAUAAUUGAUAAUUACAAAUCAGGAAAGAGAGGAAAAGAGAAUAAACAGAGAAAACAUCAACGUUGACUAUCAUAAACAUACCGAGAAACUAUACAAAAAGUGAAGAAACUGCGUUUAUUUGCCGUACGACCGCCACGAAGAUCGGACACACGUUAUAAAAUCAUUUUGAAAAAGGAGCACACAUUACUGUGAAGAGCAGAAGGAAAAAAAAGAGGAAGAGAACAAAACACGAAUCCAUAUCGCAUAUUUCGUUUCAUUGACUCAUAAACAAAUCAGUUUGCGACUCUCUUAUCUCUGCAUAUAAAAGCAAAUCAAAUCAACUGCUCUACCCGUCAUUCAAAUUUAAACGUCGAUUAGUGCUAAAUGAAUUAUUGAAUUGUGCGUAUUUUUUGGCUAAACACAAUUUUUUUUUUGGGUCUUGUUUCGUUUUGAAGGACAAUCAGUGGGAAUAAAUAAAGAGAAUCAAAAUGUUGAAUACAGAGUGCUUAGAUUUGGUGAGCAUCAAAUCCACAUCACCCACAUGCUUCAUCUCAUAUGAUCGCACGAUGAACAGCACGGUCUCACCGCCGAUCAUGGCCAAAGAGAUCGAACGUGUGGACAGUUCAGUUGCUGUUCGCAAAAAUAAACGGUUGGGACGAGGCGCUGUUAAUUCAGGACUCACUUGUGAAUGUGGCGUUUUUGCGGCUAUGGCCUGCGGCGAAUGGCCAACCCAACGUAUUGAAAUUGCGCAAACAAUUUGCCUGGGAUUGGUCGCAUUGCAACAUCGUGGACAAGAAUCGGCUGGUAUUGUGACGAGUGAAGGGAUCUGUACAAAGAGUUUCAAUGUAUACAAAGGCAUGGGCAUGAUCAACACAAUUUUCAACGAUGAUGCCAUCCGAAAACUGAAGGGAAAUUUGGGAAUCGGUCACACACGGUAUUCAACAUCAGCGAGCUCAGAGGAAGUGAAUUGCCAGCCCUUCGUUGUCCACACAGCUCAUGGCGCCAUGGCCGUCGCGCACAACGGUGAACUUGUGAAUUGUGAAAGUUUGCGUCGAAAUGUAUUGGAGCGCGGAGUUGGACUGUCGACACACAGUGAUUCCGAAUUGAUUACACAGGCUUUGUGCUUGAAUCCACCAGAAGGCGAGGACAAUGGACCAGACUGGGCCGCCCGUAUUAAGCACUUGAUGACACUGGCUCCACUCUCAUAUUCUCUAGUUAUUAUGAUGAAAGACAAAAUCUAUGGUGUUCGUGAUGCUUAUGGAAACCGACCUCUAUGCAUUGGCAAAAUUGUUCCAGUUGACUCUGGAAAUCUAUCAGUUGAAGAAGUAAGUGCCGAAGGAUGGGUUAUGUCAUCAGAAAGUUGUGGUUUCUUGUCAAUCGGUGCACGUUAUGUGAGAGAGGUCGAACCAGGAGAGAUUGUCGAAAUCACAAAGCAUGGUGUCAGAUCGAUUGAUAUUAUUGAACGUCCGGAAGAUCGUAAAUUAUCAUUCUGUAUCUUCGAGUAUGUUUACUUUGCGCGUUCGGAUUCGAUUUUCGAAGGGCAAAUGGUGUAUUCGGUGCGAAUGCAAUGUGGCCGUCAAUUGGCUCGUGAAGCGUUGGUGUCAGCUGAUGUGGUGAGCUCUGUUCCAGAAUCAGGAACAGCCGCCGCUCACGGAUAUGCCCGUGAAUCCGGUCUUCACUUUGCCGAAGUGUUAUGCAAGAAUCGUUACGUUGGUCGCACAUUCAUUCAGCCAUCGAACCGUUUGCGUAAGCUUGGUGUUGCCAAGAAAUUCGGUGCUCUCUCAGAAAAUGUUGCUGGAAAACGAUUGAUCUUAAUUGACGACUCGAUUGUGCGAGGUAACACUAUUGGACCAAUCAUCAAAUUGCUGCGUGAUGCCGGCGCAUUGGAAGUUCACAUUCGUAUUGCCAGUCCACCGCUUCUUCAUCCAUGCUACAUGGGCAUCAACAUUCCAACUCGCGAUGAACUCAUCGGCAACAAACUGAAACCAGACGAAUUGGCCAAAUAUGUUGGCGCUGACAGUUUGGCAUAUUUGUCUGUUGAAGGAUUGAAACGAGCUGUACAAUACAAUAUGAAGAUUAAAAAUCGUGCGGCAAGUGGCCAUUGCACAGCGUGCCUAACGGGCGAAUAUCCGGGCGGUGUACCAGAGGAGCUUAGUUGGUAGAAGAUGGACAUUCCACACAACAAUAACAGCGAAGAAAAAAAAACAAUUUCAAAUCCCGAUGCAUGUGUUGACCACGCAGCUUAAUAUUUUUAAGCAUUUCGAUUUUAAGACAAUCAUCAGAUAUUUACGAGAGUCACAACAAAACGAAUGUUUUAUAUUAUGUCAGCUCUCUGAAUUCUGUCACAAGAAUUAUUUUAACGCUUAGAAACGUAAAAUAUUACGAAUUUCAUAGCGAUUUCUCGAUGGAAUCGCAUUCGCAUAAAUUUGCAGAAGAACAAAACGAAUAGAGUACUUAUAAGGAAAUUUAUAUUAAAAAGUCUUUACUGAUUUUUAUUAAAUGAUUGAUAUUUUUUCAACAAUUCAUUUCGAUAAAGUCGGUUCACUGACUUUUUCCGAAGUUCAGAACAAUCUGGCUCAGAGAAAGUCAAUGUCUUUAAAACUGAAAAUCAUUUUGAUAUUUCCAAUUCCAUAUUCUCAAUAGGCAGAUUUUACACAAGCCUCAUAGUCACACUCCCAUUCAUACAAUGUUGAGAUAUCGUACGAUGAGUGCGAUAUUUUUACGCGAGAUUAUUGUGUAAAAAAAGAGCGAGCCGAACUUUUGAUAGUGGGUCAGUGUUAACACAAGUAAUUACUUGCGUCAAAAAUGAGUUGGAUUCAUUUGCCGUAAUGUACAAGCGAUUCAGAUAUGAAAGCAAUUCCUAGACUAAUUCAAUGUGAAUAGUUUAAACUUUAUUGAAAAUUUCUAUUAUUCGAAUCUAUUUUGUAAGUUUUACUUGACCGUCGAAAUCGUUAUGAAUGUUUUGAUCUUGAAUCUUUACAAAAACCGUUUAGUUUUAAAUGCAAUUCUUAUGUAAGCGAAAUGUUUUGAUAAUUUAAAAGCAAAAUACAGCGAAAUUUCCUGCAA
Molecule: messenger RNA, 6546 nt
Organism: Sitodiplosis mosellana (orange wheat blossom midge)
Lineage: Eukaryota; Metazoa; Arthropoda; Insecta; Diptera; Cecidomyiidae
Product: amidophosphoribosyltransferase
Exons: 6
Coding region: 3969-5642 (557 amino acids)
Biological process (GO): purine nucleotide biosynthetic process; purine nucleobase biosynthetic process
Molecular function (GO): amidophosphoribosyltransferase activity
Source: RefSeq, a predicted model, not a curated record